Molecule: messenger RNA, 1803 nt
Organism: Adineta ricciae
Lineage: Eukaryota; Metazoa; Rotifera; Eurotatoria; Adinetida; Adinetidae
Source: the annotation of a GenBank genome assembly
AUGGCUGUUAGUGCAGCUGAAUGGACUCCACAUUCAUGUGAUGGAUGUAUUAAUCUUGAUUCAAUUAAGAAUUAUGACAAAUUUGAAUUGAUUGGUACCGGUGGCUUUGCCAAAGUCUAUCGAGGAGUUCGAUUAUGUGAUAGAUCCGAUGUUGCGAUUAAGAUCAUGGAUAAACAACAGCUGAAACUGAAAAAUGCUCAAUCACGAGUGAAUGAAGAGGUUCAAAUACAUUAUCGAUUGCGUAAUCCCGCGAUUGUCCAAUUGCUCGAAGUCUUCGAGGACGAUGCAAACAUUUACUUAAUUCUCGAAUUGUGCGCUACAGAUAUGCAGAAAUAUCUGAAUAUUCGUCAACAAUUUACUGAAGAUGAAACACGACAUUAUAUCAAACAAAUUGUGACGGGUAUUGAAUAUUUACAUUCUCAUCAAAUUCUUCACCGUGAUCUCAAAUUGCAUAAUCUUCUCUUAACAAAAGAAAACAACGUUAAAAUCGCCGAUUUUGGUUUAGCGAAGCAAAUGGUUAGUCAUGAACAGACAAAUUUCACCAUGGUCGGUACGCCGAACUUUCUCGCACCAGAAAUCGCGACACGGAAAGCGCAUAGUUUCGAAGCGGAUAUCUGGUCUCUCGGCGCACUUAUCUAUCAAUGUUUAGUAGGCAAACCACCGUUUGAUGAUCAAGAUGUUCUUUCUACGUUAAAACGAGUUGCGAAUGUUCGAUAUAUUUUACCGGAAGGGUUAAGUCACGAAGCAAAAGAUUUGAUUAAUCGAAUCUUACAAAAAGACGUGAAAAAGCGUUUGACUUUGAUUCAAAUUCGUAAUCAUCCAUUUUUGUUAAAACGUCAAUUGAAUGAUCGAAUGAAUUCAUCACGCACGAGUUCAACAUCAUUAAGAAGUGAUAGUGGAUACUUUGAUACAUCACUGUCAAGUCGACAACCAAUUAACGAUUCACGAGGAGCAACAAUACUGAAUUCACUUCCACCGUUAAUGAUUAACAGAAGUCAAAAAGUAAAUGCUUCGUCGGCAUCGGUGUUAAGUUGUAAUAAUCUAAGUAACACAAAUAGUAUCAGUCACCGUAAACUAAUCACUGAAAAGUUAAUCCCAUUAAACACCCAACGUCUCGAUCGUCGACAUGUGAUAACGAAAAGUGAUAUCAUGGACGUAUUAGAUGAUGGAGAAGUAGUAAUUCAACAUCUAGUCGAGGCUAAAACAGGCUCCAAACGAAUUGUCGAUGUAUUUCGAGUGUCAUCCGACGGACAGAAAAUCAUCUACUAUCGACCGGAUCGGAAACAGUACAACUCUUACAUUGAGAGUGAAGGUCCCCUUCCAUUACCUGUCAACUACGAGCAAUAUACGUUCGAUACAUUGCCCGAACAAUACCAUAGUAAAUAUCGUCGUGCAUGGAAAUUUGUGAAUAUCAUUCGUUCACUUCGAUGCAAAAUCAUCAUGUAUACAAAUGAUGGAAAAUGUCGUUUGAUGGAAACAUCAGUUGAAUUCGAUUUUACGCAUGUCAAUGGCUCGAAACUUUCGAUUUAUCGAAAGAAUUUAGAGCAUUUUGAUUCACCAUUAGAAAUGAAACUGGUUGAUUCAUCAGGCCGAAUGACAUCGAUAUUUAAUUACGAUGAUUGUAUCGAACAGCUCAAUGUACCAUUGGAUACAAAACAAAUGUUGCAAAAAGCUAUUAAAUAUCGUGAAUGCUGUUUGAUGAAGAAUCAACUUCUCGAAGAGCAUCAAGCUCAAUUCCCCGACGGAAAGACCUUUCCAGCGAUUUUUGGCGAAAAGCCGCGUUCAUCUUCUCACAAAACUUAG